CCAUCUCCCACCCCUCUCCCCUUCCCGUGGGCAGGACGGCGAGUGGCCGCCGCCGUGCGCGCGCGGAGCGGGGCGGGGCGGGGCUGGCUUGCUUCCGGGUCCCUGCCAUUCGGUCUCGCAGUCGGAUUUGGAAUUCCAGUAGAUUCGAUUUUGGCGGUGGCGCUUUUCGUGCCGCUGGUUGGAUGUUGGGACGAACCAACCUGGAUUGGGGCCUGGGGAAUCUGAGCUGCCGAUUGCCUCUGUCCUUUCGAAUCUUUUUCAGCAACCUGAUGGACAGUGUGGUGUUAGGCUAUGCUUGCGAUUGCUUUGAUUCUGAGUAAGUAGGUUUUCUCAGCUGUUUCUGUGUGGCAGCUCUGAAUGGGAGCUCCUCAGCUUGAUUCAAGCUCGCCCGCAUGCCGCACACGAGCUUGUGCAUUGUCCUGUUCUCGUUGCAGUAAAUUCUUCCAAAGUAGAUAGCUGGAACAAUAUUUCUGAUGAAAAUGUACAAUCCAACUCGUCAACCAGCAUUUUGUUGUCUGUUUUGGUAUUAUUACUGUAACCGUGAGUCUAACAGAGUUAGGUUCAUAGUUUAGGACAGGAUACGGAACAGGGGUAGCUUCACAUUUCGGAUAAUUGUGCAGAAAUAUUGUUAGCUUGUACAAGGAGAUAAGAUUGACAACAAACUAGCCAUAUGAUGUGAUGCUACUAUUUUCACAAGGAUUUUCUCCCCUUUUCUAUUUGAAAUGUUGCAUUAUCAUAUCUCAUCGUAGAAAUAUGCCACAACUAGACAAACUAAGCAUCAAGCCUAUACACAAUAUUUCAGUUAGCAUGUAGAUUAUUUAAUUUACCAUGUUGUACACAAAUGGAAACCAUAUAGGUAAGAACCUAAUAUUCCAACUACAACUAGCCUUAUACAUAUUGAUUGUCAUACUCUUGCUGUGGACCUACUCAAAAUUGAUGUUUGUGGAAGAUGGAACAACUGGCUGUGAACUAACAAAUUUAGAAAGCAUUUCCUCACUUUUAUGUAUGCAGCUCAAUCAGUAGGAUAACCAUGGUGAUUUGUGAUUGCCUAUGGCUGGGUAUGAUCUGAUACAAAGUUGACAUAGCUUUGGUCCCUUAAUAACAUUCAUAGUUUGGUUAAUGUGUCUAAUGACGAUUGGAUGGAAUGAGGAUGAGUGUGUGCAACGUGAUUUGUUGUGAUUGUAUAGGAAGGCCCCCCACCAUUGGAAGUUGCCGAUCAAUGUGGAUUUUUUUAGCUCCUCUCCGUUUUUCUUGUUUAAUACAGUGAAAUUUACCACCUCUAGCAUUAAUGUGAGUCCUCCAUUCACAUCUCUGUUCUUUACCAAACCUGGUCAAAUACAAAGAACCAGAUCCUUGCUUGAAGUGGUCUGCUUUCUUGCCUGUUGUCCCCUGGAGAAUUUUCCUUGUUUUAUUCCCAGAAAUCUAUUAUAGGAAGUAAGCCACCAGCUGGAAGCCUGCAUCUCAUGCUAAACCAAAAGAUGAUAUUGGUUCGAAGUUUACGAGUCAUGGUGUUGGAUCGAGUCUCCUUAGCCCGGAUUAUUUGGCGACUAGUUAUGACUAAUCGCCCAAGUCGCCGCAACUAGUCAGGGGGAUUUACAGAGAGGGUGAAAGGAUGUUGAGGGUAAAGUUGCUGUUGUGGAGGACCUUGAAUGUGAUGUCAAGGUAGCGGUAGGUUCCUAGGCAAGGUCCUGGUGGCUGAAGCUGGGGUACGGUAGAUUGCGGUUGAUAAGGGAAGACAUAUUUGGCCCAUGAAGGCCCAUUUGAAAACCCUAGCUUUCUUGAUGUAUCUAACCGUCCAUACUUAUCCGAGCCAUCUGUACCAUCCAUCAGGAAUAGAAGAGUGGUAACUGCCCAGCAGUGCGUGGCCAGCACCAUACAUAGCCGCCGCCAGUGCAGAUCCCUUCUCUCUUCUCAUACCUUCUUCCCUCUUACAACAACUAGCGGCGGGGUAGAUCGAUAGCCGGCGGUGGCACUGUGGUCGAUUCCUCAUGGAAGACCUCGACAACUGCCCAAACCAGCACGCAAGCGUCUAGUGGGGGUAUUUUCUCCAGUCGCCUGCUGCUUCUUCCUCCAGUACAAGUAGUAGCUGUAGCAGCAGUCAUUUCUUCACAGGAAAAAAGCCCAGCAAGCGGUGAUUAGUCUGGACAGUAUAGCUUCCAACUCCCCACAUCUCAGAGCAGGUUUGCCAUGUCUUCCCCCAUCGCUUGUGUCGGUGAGCCAUUGGGAUCCGCCUCUGCCAUCGUCGCCACCUCGGCGAGAGGAUAUCAUACCCUCAAGAUCGACGGUUACCGGUGCACCAAGGCGACCCCCGCGGGUGAGUUCCUCCAAUCCAGUCAGUUCUUCGUCGGCGGCCAUUGCUGGCGCAUCUACUAUUACCCCAAUGGCAAGGACUCCGAAACAGUGGAUUAUAUUUCCUUUUACCUCAAACUCGAUGAAAUUGUAACCGAGGAUGUGAAGACAAUGUUCACUAUUAAUUUCGCCAAGGUGCUUGGGAAGCGACUGUCAUGGCCGUCGGCAUCCACAACUGGAUAUGUUUUUGGUGGUAAGCAAAUGUGGGGAUAUCCAAACUUCAUCAAGAGGGAGAAUUUGGAGAAGUCGGAGCAUCUCAAGGAUGAUUCUUUCACAAUCAGGUGUGACGUUGUCGUCGUCCAUGACAUCUGCACCAAACAGACCAGCACUCCAAAAUUUGUCUUUGUGCCCCCACCGGAGCUGAAUCAGCACCUCGGUGAUCUCCUCAAGACCGAGAAGGGCGCUGACGUUGUGUUUGAGGUAGGCGGUGAGAUGAUUCCUGCACACCGGUGUGUGCUCGCGUCGCGAUCUCCAGUCUUCAGCGCGGAGCUCUUUGGUGUGAUGAAGGAGGGCGACACAGCCGGUGUCAUACACAUAGAUGACUUGGAGGCACAGGUGUUCAAGGAGUUGCUCUACUUUGCCUACACUGACUCAUUGCGAGAGGCAAAAGAAGAAGAGGAAGAUAUCAUGUGCCAGCAUCUGCUCAUUGCGGCGGACAGGUAUAACAUGGAGAGGCUAAAGCUGAUUUGCGAGGAAAAAUUAUGCAAGUACAUUGAUGCAGGCUCUGUUCCGACCAUUCUAGCACUUGCUGAGCAGUACCACUGCAAUGGGUUGAAGAAGGCAUGCUUUGAUUUUCUCAGCUGCCCGGCACAUCGGAGGGCAGUCGUGGCCACUGACGGCUUCAAGAAUUUGUGCAAGAGCUUCCAUUCUCUUGUGAUGGAGCUGAUUGCCAUGCCCUCGCCACCUUAGCCGAGUGUUGCCCCGUAUUUUAGCAAUGGUAGUUCAUGGUUUCUAGAUGGUUGAUAUCAACUAGAUCUCUUGUUUACCAAUGUGUACUGGUAUGUGGACUUUGUGACUUAUGUUAUCAGGCAGUUAUCUUGUCAUGUGACUGUAUUAAGUAAUCAGGAAUGACUUUGUUAUCAGGUUUGCUUUAUGGAUUCAAACCCCCAAGACAUGAUUGUUCUGUCA
Molecule: messenger RNA, 3477 nt
Organism: Triticum dicoccoides
Lineage: Eukaryota; Viridiplantae; Streptophyta; Magnoliopsida; Poales; Poaceae
Product: BTB/POZ and MATH domain-containing protein 1-like
Exons: 2
Coding region: 2188-3258 (356 amino acids)
Biological process (GO): protein ubiquitination
Molecular function (GO): protein binding
Source: RefSeq, a predicted model, not a curated record